This is a messenger RNA of Pelobates cultripes (western spadefoot toad), 23243 nucleotides long. The record is from the annotation of a GenBank genome assembly. NCBI's taxonomy places the organism in Eukaryota, Metazoa, Chordata, Amphibia, Anura, Pelobatidae.
CUUGCUUUCUGGCAGCCAAGCUGUCCUGGACAUUCCAUAAUUUUGGAACCAUGGUGUUAAGAUUCCAAACCAAUAGCCCUCAUUGCUAUGAGUCCUCCCAACCGCUAGAUGGUAAACAGACAUUCUUGGAAUUCUCAUCCGGGUCAGAGGUUUCACGGAGCCGGCUCUUUCCCAUCCUGUUUCCGGGCUCGGGGACCGAAGGCGAACCAUUGGGGUGAGAUGAAUCUGUUAUAAUGGAGCGUGUGACAAGGUAUAUGGGUUAGUUAGAGAGUGGUGAUCAGGAAGGAGAGCCUCAGUGGAGCUCUGUGAUUCAGCCCAUGGUGAUGGUCCAGGUACUGUCCCCAGUGUUACAGGGUAGCUUCUGACUGCACAUGUUAUUGUCACUUAUUGCCCCCUCUGUGUCUGUCUUACAGCCCCCUGGAUGGUUAAUGCAGAGAUUAAAGAGACUACGUGUGGAUUCUGUCACAACAGGAGAAAACAAGAGCAGGUGAAAUCUAAAAAUCCAUAUGUAUGUGUAUAUAUUGUGCAUGUGUAACUAAUGUAAACAUGUCACCAUUGUGUGUUUUGUAAAGUAACUACUUAUCUUGUAAUACAGUAAGUGCAUUUUGGGUUUUGUAUUUUUGUGGGGGGAAGGGGGGUGGGGGAUGAUGCAUGGCAAAGUAAAAAAAAAAAACUUGUGUAAGUUAUGGUAAGCUAUAAAUCUUUUAAUCCGGGGAUCACCAAUGGCUGACUUUGAGAAGUUGUAGAUCUACAACACAUAUGAUGAUUUGGCAGUUGUUCUACAACAUCUGAAUACCAAAUUUUAUUUUUUUUUGCCACUGUGCUGGAAACAAAUUUUAACCCUAAAGCAUCCCUCAUUUUCGCACGAACAGUGUGCGUUUUACCCAUUGCGCUCACUUCCUUUAACCCCUUAAGGACACAUGACAUGUGUGGCAUGUCAUGAUUCCCUUUUAUUCCAGAAGUUUGGUCCUUAAGGGGUUAAUGCUGCUUUACAGGCUGGUGCUCUUUGUGUGCAAUGCAUUGUGUAGUUCUCCAACAGCCAUUAAAUAUGCUCUGUUAUUUUAUGUAAAUAUAAAUUCCUUCUCCGUUGACACUCCAUGCAAGUUCACCCCCUUCAUUUAUGCACACCAAUCGUUUUCUCAAGUGAGAAUUGUCUAUUUUCAUUAACCCCUUAAGGACACAUAACAUAUGUGGCAUGUCAUGAUUCCCUUUUUAUUCCAGAAGUUUGGUCCUUAAGGGGUUAAAGGGUUACACUUCGCUGUUAUGGUGCCUGGAUUCUGUAUGUGCAGUGUUUCACUAUGGAACACUAUAAAUACAGAGUUUAAACUCUCUGCUGUUGGAGGUGUAACUUCGCCUACUGCAGCAUAAUUGGGAUGUCAUUAGCCAGCCUGGAGCAAGAGUUCCAGGUUGACUGACAGUUCUGUGCAUACGUUUUAUACCGUUUAAGCCUUUUAAGAGAUGGGGUGGCGGGGCUAACAUGAUGGUUUUCUGUGUGUUUUUUUUACACUAUUGGGUCAGGGAUACAUUUUUUUUUGUUCCUGACCGUAUAGUGUUCCAUUAAUAUUAAUUCUGUACUAUAAAGAUCAAUGCAGGCUGAUGAUGUUUAAGUCUAUAAUAUUCAUUGUUUCAAUGCCCUCUAUCUUCUCCAGACCUUGUUACUAGAUUGCAUUCAUGAUGUUUGACAUUGAAAGCUUACUGUCAGAAUUAUUUACUGAAGCGAGAAUUUUGGGGAGUUCAAAAGCCAAAUUAGUCAAAUCAGAAACAUAGCUAACUUUGGAAAUUUUUCCACCUUGGCUAUUUUGUUUUUAAAUUCAUAAUAUAGUGUAUAGUGUGUGUGUGAUAUGUGAACUUGUUAACAUUUUAAAUGCUUCUGCAAUGGUACGAAUGGAGCCGUGGCUGGUGAAAUUUGUUUGAGAGCACUGCACAUGAACUGUAGCUUCUGUAUGGAUUUAUUUGGGAUUGAACAAUUUAACAUUUAUCCUAAGUAUGUGUGGAUUGUUUGAUAUCAUUAAAGCAUUCUUGUUUCCCUCUAUAGUACAGUAGUGAGUAGUACGCACGUAGUGGUUGGCACUAUGAGGGGAGGGGGGCAUUAAGGCACUCCUGGUUCCAUAACUAAUACAUGAAGCUCUAGUGGUUAUGGUGUUUAACCAGGCAAGACAUGCUCCGUGUUCCUUCACCUACCACAGGGAGCCAAGUCUUUCAUUUACUUAAUAUUAUUGAAUGUCUUUGGUGUUUUCUCUCUCCCGCUGCACAUUACCUGUCAAUAAAAUAUAAAUAUUUUUUUUCUUUUUCUUUUUUUAUAUGCUUGACUGAUUUAUGGAAAAUUUGGAAAUUCUCAUUUAGAUUUCAAGAAAAUACCAUAACUCUGUGUAAUUUCAUCUUCCCUUCCUAUUACUGUCUUGGCAUUUAACGUUAUCCAAGUUCCUCACUAAAGUAAAUGUCAAAUUAUCCAGGGUAGCCAAACUGAAAGCAUAGGUGACGUACAGAAUUUUUUCAGUUUGGCUUUUUUGACAUGCACUUUGAAAUUCACUUUAAAUUCUCACUUUUGUGAAUAACCCCGUAUGUGUGUUUUUUUUUUUUUUUUUUUUUUUAUUUUUUUUAAUUUUUUUUUUUUUUUUUUUUCACUGUAGCCUAUGUGGCCCAGGAAGAAACAGUCAGAUGUCGGUUGAAGUAAAAACAGAGAACAUAAAGGUAGAAAUGGAGAGCGGUUCUUCCCAUUUUCGGGUGGAAAGACAUUCAUGGCAAGGUCUGAGGGAGAUAAUCCACGGUAGCCGGAAGUACCCUGGAAUCAUGGUAAACAAAGCUCCACAUGACUACCACUUCCUACCGCACAGAGAAGAAAACGGAACACAUACUCACCGCUUAUAUUUUUUGGGUGAGUCAAUCACAAAAGCUGGACUUCAUGGCUAUGGGCUGAUUUACCUAAUCUCUUUUGUUUGAGCAAGGGCCCACUCACAAGUCUUCUGUAUCUAUGGUUCAGGAGACAUUCGGUGAAUUAGAUGUUUACAAUUAGUUUGCUUCUUUCUUUAGGAAUGCCAUAUGGGAGCCGGGAGAAUUCACUUAUGUACUGUGAUAUACCUCGGAAGGUGCGCAAAGAAUCAACACCACAACUCGCCUGGAAGCAACUUCUAGAGCACUUCCAGGUGAGGCCAACUAGACAAAAUGUUUCUGUAUACCAGGGGUGCCCAAAAGGUAGGUCCCCAGAUGUUUUAAAACUACAACUUUUAUGAUGCUUUGCAAAUCAUUAUGGGAGUUGUAAUUUUAAAACCUCUAGGGAUCUACCUUUUGGGCAUUCAUGCUCUAUACCAUUAUGCAUUGAUAAAACUGGUUGCUGAGAAAUCUUGGAAUGGCUUUCUAGAGAUCACUGACUUUUAUAGUUCUUUUUCCAAGGCCACUCCUCAUCACGGCGUUUACUCACGGGAAGAAGAGCUACUACGGGAGCGCAAACGCCUUGGAGGUUUUGGAAUCACUUCCUAUGAUUUUCAUAGCCAAAGUGGACUUUUUCUUUUCCCUGCUAACAACAGCCUUUACUACUGCAGGGAUGGCCACAGCACAGGCUUUAUGGUAAUGUCUUUUUUUUUUUUUUUUGGUCAUAUUUUUUAAGACUGAGUGUGUUUAAAAAAAAAAAAAUUUUUUUUUUUUUUUUUUUUUUAAUGUAUUUAUUAAGAACUGGAGUCUUUAAUUGUAUUUCUCUCCCUCUGUGUAGGCAUCUCCUUCAACUCCAGUGGAGAUACAGACACAGUGUGACGGACCUCGAAUGGAUCCUAAGAUCUGCCCUGCAGACUCAGAUUUCAUUUCAUUUAUUAAUAGCAAUGAUUUGUGGGUAGCCAACAUACAGAGCAAAGAAGAGAGAAGGUUAACAUACUGCAACAAGGGUAAGACUAUCCUCUAAGUAGACAUUACUUAUUAAAUCUCUGGAGCAAAUGCUGAUCUCUGUCAUUUUCGUAUCUGUUUUAUUUCUCAUUGUGAUUUUUUUAGGUCUACGUACUGUAACAGAUGAUCCAAAAUGUGCUGGUGUGGCAACCUUUGUAAUCCAAGAAGAGUUUGAUCGUUUCACAGGAUACUGGUGGAGUCCUGAAGUUGUUGAGGGUAAGCAGGGUGUUCGCUUGCCUAAAAGCUUUGAAUUAUCAGUAGAAAGUAUUGUAUAACCAUGCUAAAUAUACAUAUGAUGCUGCUUCUUGGUUCUGUAAUAGGGACUAUUUCUUUCUCAAGGUCCUGAUGGGCUUCGAUUACUCCGUAUCCUCUAUGAGGAGGUGGAUGAGUCUGAGGUGGAAAUUAUACAUGUUCCAUCUCCAGCUCUGGAAGAGAGGAAAACUGAUGCAUACAGAUAUCCUCAUGCAGGUAAGAUGAUGGUUGACUGUUGCAACCUUGUAUGAUAUUCAGAAAUGUUUACAUAAUUAAGGUAUCUAAAAUACUAACUACAUCAUCAGAUGGUAAUGCAUCGACUAUCCUAAUACUUGCAUUCAACUGCUUUCUUCUAUUUACAUUGUGUUUGUUUUUUGUAUUUUUUGACCCUCCUAAAUCUUACUGACUUUCUUCUUUUUACCAGGAAGCAAAAAUCCCAAAGUAACCCUUAAACUAGCAGAAAUCACAACCAAUGAUAAGGGUGAGGUGAGUGUUGAUAAGAGGAUGCUUGAUUGAACUUUUUAUGCGCGGGAUAUGCAAACGUUGAAAAAUCCGUGAGAAAGGUGUGGGGGGUUUUGCGUCUUGGUUUUUAUUUUUUAUUUAUUUUAUUCCAGAUAAUCACUGCUCAGACUAAGGAGCUUGUUCUUCCAUUCAAUAUCCUCUUUCCCUCUGCAGAAUAUGUUGUGAGAGCUGGCUGGACACGUGAUGGAAAAUAGUGUGUAUUUACGCCACUUUAUUCUAUCAUAUAGGCAUAGUGCUUCUUCUACUGAUCUUUUGUUGAGUGAAAACUGUAUUUCUUAUUGUUAAAUAUGUCUGUUUUGUUUUUUUUGUGGUUUUUAAUUUCUUUAUUAGCUGGUAAUUUAUUUUAUUUUUUUUUGCAACCACUUUACUGCCCUUACAUGCAAAACAUAAAACAAUUUUCAACUUCUGCACUUGAUAUUUUACCUGGUCUUCCUCUCUUUUCAGUGCAGUAACUUUGCAGCCUAUACCAUGCUUUUCACACUUUUAUUGUCUCUUUGUAAUCUGUUUUCACAUGCAGAAAAAAGCACACUCUUUUUCAAAUGGACACUGUGCUUUUUAUUUUAUUUUUUUGAUAUUUUUUUCUCCAUAGUCCUUAAUGUUAUGCACUGCUUGUCGUUCCUUGCUCUUUUCUAUUAUACCUUUAUGACCAUAUGCACUGUCUAACAAUAGUCACUCUCACUUAUACUUUAGUGCUUGGGCCAUGCUGUUAGAUAGACUCCAACAUCUCAUGCAGUUGGUCUUGCUUCCACCUGAACUCUUCAUCCCAAUGUCUGAAGAUGAAGAAAAGCGGGAGCAGUUUUUAAAGGACGUUCCCCAGCAUAUCCAGCCUCAUGUUAUAUACGAAGAGCGGAGUGACAUCUGGGUUAAUGUAAGAAAUGCUCUUUGUAGGAGCAGGAAUGGCUUUAUUAUUAAAGUAAAUGGGAGAUCUGGAAAAGAUGCGGAUUCCAAAAAGUUAAUCACUCAAAAAGGAGAAUCGGACUCCCUUCUGUUCCUAUGCACUAUACAUGGUAGGAUGUGGGUUACAUUUAUAUAAUGGAUGUUUUUACAUUUGCCCAUCUAUAUAUUAAUUAUUACUGGCAUCUAUAAAGCGCCAACGUAUUCCACAGAGCUUAUUACUAGUGCCCCCAUGCAAUGCUGGAAAACAGACUAAUAUAAUUCAGCCUUUUGCAUCUGUCAAUUAUUUCAAAUGAUUUGUUACAGGGCACACAUGCUUUAUUUUUUCUUUAUCAUUUUCAAUUCUACAUAGUCAAAGACAAACUAAGAGACAUAAAAAUAGCUCAGAUAUCACAAGUUAUCGGGACGAGUAACAAACCCUUUAGUAAAUGUUCUGUCCUCUGAUCAGAGCAGAGGGGAUCACUCCGGGUCCAACUAAACGGACCUCUGUAUUAUUUUGUCAUAAAAUGUACACAACCUAAGCUUUAAACACGGUAUAUUAAGCACCAUAAAAAGAGGGAGGGGUCACUAGGUCUAUGCAACCAGGAGGUAGUUAAAAUGAGGAAUAUUUGUAUUGUUAAAGGGAAUUUGCUCAAUUUUACUGUGCCAGUACUGACAUACGAAGUCCUGUUAAUGUAGUGAUGAUUCAUGUAUGGGAAAGGAAAGAACCAGGAAAUAGGAGGGGGGUGAUGCCUUGGGAUAAUCUAUGUACAUAAAGUAAGGAAAGAGCGAAUGCUAGAAAAGGGAGUAGUAGUGUAGAAAGACAUAGGAGAUAUUAAAGGUGUGCCCAAGUCCCUGUCGAUUUGGAAAAGGAACUAUAAGUUUAGGAAGGGAUCCAAGGAUUAGGAGAGAGGAAAGUGUCCCGAAUGCUACAUAGAGGUUUGCUUACUAAAUGAUAAAGUUGUAAGGUUAAACUGCAUUCCUGAGACUCUCUUAUUUAAUAUAAUCCUUUUUAUUUACCAGAUUCAUGAUAUAUUUCACCCGCUGCCUCAGGAAGUCGAUAGUGAGAUAUCUUUCAUCUGCGGCAGUGAGAGUCAGACGGGAUUCUGUCAUCUUUACUUGGUGACUUCAGUACUGCAGACUGAUCAGAGGAACUGGUCGGAAUUUCCAUUGCCUAGCACUGGUAUGUGAUCUUGUGUAGUGCUAUGUGUCCCCUCCUGCUAAUCUCUCACUCUGCUCUCUCCCAUUUUUUUUCUAAUUCCCAGAACACACUUUCUAAUUUCUUAUCCAUCAUUAAACUCCCAUCAAAUUGUAUUUAUUUAUUUAUUGUAUAUGUGGUUUCCUUUCCAUAGAUACAUUUAAGUGCCAUGUAAGAGAGGAAGUGCCCCUGACAAGUGGAGACUGGGAGGUUCUAGGACGUCAUGGAGCCAAGGUGCUUUUUAAUAAAUAUUGUAAUUUCAUUAGUGCCAAGUUAUAGAUUUUUGUUUAAAAUAAGCCUGAGCACUCAAACUAUUUGAUCUAUUGUACCCACAUUCCAGGUUUUGGUGAAUGAAAAGACGCAGCUAAUUUACUUUCAAGGGACACGGGACACUUCUUUGGAGCAUCACCUGUAUGUCACAAGUUAUAAAAAUCCCGGUGAGGUGGUGAGGCUUACUGAACUGGGAUACUCGCACUAUUGCACAGUGAGCCAGGUGAGUGAGGGUACUUGUUUAAUUCAAAGCAGCUUCCAGAAAAGUAAACAGCUAAAUAGAAAAUAAUAAUUUUUCUAGGUGUAUUAUGUACCCAUGUGAUUGGUUUGGUUUUCUUCAACAGACCUUCGAUAUGUUCGUAACUCAUUAUAGCAGUGUGACAUGCCUACCUUGUGUGCACUUGUACCGACUUCAAGGGGAUCCUCUGCACCAGCAACCUCAGUUAUGUGCCAGCUUGUUGGAAGGAUCAGGUAAGCAUCAUUGAUAUGUGUGACAUAUACUGUAUUUAGAAAGCAGGCCUGCUCUAAAUGUAUCGUUUGUGUUGCAAUUCUAACAUUCUAUCUUCUUAUAUUGUCACUCACCCUUACUUUAGAAGUUUUUUUUUUAUUUAGCAUUAAUCCAAAUAUGUUAUUGCAUUUUGUGUAAGCAAAAUGUAUGUAUUUAUUUACUUAUUGGUAUACUCCCAGGCAUUACAACAUUUUAUACAAAGACCUUGAGUAAAAUCUAGAAUGUAUACAACAUCAGAAAAUGAUAAACCGCACAAAAAAAUUGUAAGACAGUUUGGGAACUGCUGGUGUAGAAAAUAAACGUAAGUAUAUCUUAACAAAAGGGAGUUCUACUUACAAUUUAAAGCGCAAGAACCUGCUCUAGUAGUAAAAGUCCUUGUUGGUAUAAUCCCCAACAGGAAGUUGGGCAGCACAAAAAUAAAAAAAAUUAUAUAUAUAUAUAUAUAUAUAUAUAUAAAUGUCGUAUGUGUGUAUGUUAUAUAUUUGUGUUCGGGGCAUUCUCAUAUGAUCUAGCAUAAGAUGGGUUGUAGUGAUGUAGCUUUAGGAAUAAUCGGUUGAGGUGUGCCGGUAAAAGGUGGGCUUACAUAGAGGAAAUAUGAACAAUGGGAGUGGAGGGUGGGGCUACUCGUCUGACCAUCAAAGGUAAGUAGGGAAAAGGGGUAGUCCCUUUUUAUAGGCCCAUCCCACAAUAUAGGCCCAUCCCACAACUUCAGGCCAUGCCUUCCAAUCUGUGUUCGGGCAUUCUCAUAUUAUAUGAUAUAGAAUAAGAUGGGUUGUAGAGAUGUAGCUUUAGGAAUAAUCGGUUGAGGUGUGCCGAAACCGACGUAUGCUGUAGGCUGGUAAAAAGUGGGCAAAAAGACAUAUUAAUGCAAAACAUUAUACAGGAUCAUAGUGCAUUUGUUAACCAUUAGGUAGACAUUUUAAUGAAAGCUUCCUAAUUCCUACAUCGGCUGUGGUAUGUAAGUCGCAUAAGCCUAUGAUUCCCAGUGGCCCCGUGUCUUAACGUGUGCGGGGAUGUCUUGGGUAUAUGCCGUGGAGGCUGCUCCUAUCCUAAAGGAGUGCCCUGAGUAGACGCUAGGUUUUAGUUUGAGCCCGGUGAAUGAGUAGGUUAACAGUGCAUGAACUUACCUGUGGUAAGGACAGUAUCGUACACCGACAGUAAUGGUUCAGUGGUGCGUAUGGUGGCGUGCCCAAGAACGUAACCAGUACCUUAACCGGGCACCCAGCAUUGCUUGUAAGGUAGUAGGUUAUAUGCACUGGCUCGCCCAUCUGACUCGUUUUAGGAAGGGACCGGACAUAGUGGUCUGUGUGUUUUAGAAGAUAAGAAGUCAACAGGCACUCUUGUUUAUGAUGUUGGCCACUGAUAGUGUGUUAUUUUUGCCCUGAGAAAGCUGUUAAAGGCUAGAUGGGUAGCAGUUUUGAUAACUGCAUUGGUGCGUGGCUCGGAAGGUGCAUGGUCUAGUGGUUCUGACAUGGUUUUAACAUUGUAUGUCUAUGGCCAGUAUUUAGUUUUAGCGGGAACGUCCGCUUGGCUGUGUCUCUAAGUAAGGUACGGAUGGUGUAGGAUGAUAGGAACCCUUGUUGUUUGGGAAAGAGAAAUACAUAUAGUGUUGAAUGCCCGUGAGAUAAACUUUAACCAUGUUGUGCGAGAAUUAUUAACUUAAGGUGGCAAAAAGAGGCGAAGGCCAUAAGUGGUGAAACCUCAAACCAGCUAUUUAAGUGAUGGUCCGACAUGAAACGUAUUGUAUAAGUGGAAAACCCUGUAGCAAGCGUGUUGAGUGCUGGUGGACAAAGCCAGUUUAGUCAGAGCCCGGCUAUGUUGGCGAGGUUCAUGUAAUCCAUGGCCUUAAAUGACCCCCCUGCCAUGGCGGUUGUCACGGCAGCUGCCACAAUAGUUUACCAUUACGUGUGGUUAAGAAAGUCCACCAUAUGUGUAGGUCUGCCGUGGCUUGGUUGUCUAGUGACAGCCACUGAUCAUCAUGUGGGAGAGUGGAGAAAGCAAAGUUGUCUGAGAUGAAAGCGCGGCCUGCGGUCUGGUGCGCAUGGCAAAAUUUAAGGAACCUGGUAGGGAUUGUAGUUCCAUGCAGUUGCAAGUACCAAGCAGGAGGUGGUAAUUGGUGGUGUUGUGACUGUUCCUAUUUCUCACGUGGUAACUUGUUGGCAUGGAUGCCGAGUCAAGUUGUAUGCCUAGGAAUGUAAUGAUAGUGUAUGGGUCUUCUGUGACCUUAGGGAAUACUGGGACACCCAAGUGUUCAGACAUAGUAAUGGCUUCCUUAAAGCUUCUAGAGGGAAAGACGUUCCCUUUGACCAACAAGAAAUCAUCUCGGGAGUGUAUGACUGUGGGGCAUCUGAAUAUGUUUAACCACAACCAGCAAAGAGUUCAACGAAUAUAUUGAAGAUUGUGGGCUGCUCUUUCCCCUAAAGUUAAGCGGGAGAAGAAAUAUUAACUGCUGCCCAUAAAUGCCCUGUAAGUGCCAGUGUAGGGUGGAUGGUGGCAGUCUGAAAUGCGUUUGUGAUAUCAGUUUUACUUAACAAGGCUCCCACCCCCCGCUUGAGUGAUAGCUGUAAUGGUAUGAACAAUGGUGGCAUACUGUAAUGAAAACUCCUCGGAGGGUAUGAGGGAGUUGAGACUUUGGGUAGCCGAGGCGUGAGGUGUAGAGAAAUCUAUGAUCAGUUACAGUGUGAGGGAAGAUUCCCUGUGACAAUCGCAAUGGGAUUGCGCCACGCUGUAAAUGGUGUAGAUCGGAGAGACCAAGGUAGAAAUCUUUCUGCCAUUUCUUGGGCCAUGAGUGUAAUGCCAGCUGUUGGAUGCUGCUGUGAUGACUGCAAGUUAGGGCAUUCUAGAUUCCUCAAAAGUAUAAGGCAAUACCUAUACGGAAGACCUUUAAAAAUCGGAGAUUAGGAAAUCAACUAAAUGUCUGGAAGGGUGAUGAGUUAGAAAGUACUGGAAAUGCAUAAUGUUUACAGAUGUGAAGUAAGGUUCAGGGUACAUUUAUUUGGACACAUGGUAUUGCAUGUGCCCUGACAUAUUGAGAACAUAUCUGCAACAGUCUGCAUGCACUGAAACUACAUGUACCAACAUGGAAAUUGUUGCAAAUCUGGGAUUUGCCAAAGAGAAUGAGACGACCCAAUUUGUCUCUGGUAGUUCUCUACGUACUACCAAAGGUGCUAGAGCCUGGAGCCUGAAACUUGAUCGUCCGCUGUGUUGGGACAAAACUGUCAUGUGGGACUAGCAACAUUUCCUCCAAGUGAAAGUGUGUUGACUUUAGCUGGAGUGUUAGGUAGAGAGAAGUCCUUACCACCUGCUUGAUACAUACUAAAAAAACAUGAAGAUGGUCAUUAUUAUAUGAACCCACAGUGUGCUAGUACUGGCUUGCUAGCUAAAGCCGCAUGGCGAAACAAUAAAUCCUUUGGUGACAGAUGAGGCCCUGCUAGUUGCCAAGUGGCUUGAGAGGCUCUAUCUAUGCAAUGGUGCAAAGGAGAUUUUUGUGGCCACCAAACGUAGUGGCAGGAUGUUGGCCUCUUGUUGACUGUAACCAGAAAAAGGGGGAAGGGAGUGACAGGUAAGGCCCUCUCUAUAUACCAUGCGAGGUGGCCAGCUCACGAGUGGCCCGAUGGGUGUUUGCCUCCUAGCGUUGAGGCGGGGUGUUGGCCUCACGGGACCACUAUACGACAGGCGUAGAUGCCAAGAAAGGAGAAAUACCUAUUGGAAACCUAUAGUCCCUAAUUGCCAGUACGCUAAGGAUAUACCCAGGGGGAAACAGAAAAUGUAUGUAUAUACCACAUGAGCAGGAGUAUGUACCUAGUAGUAUGAUUAGAUACCCUUACUGGUCGUAAGGGUUAUUAAUACCUGUAUCCCGGACGGGUAAAACAAUGUAUGAAAAUUGAAUGUAGACCGUUAAAAACGUAUACCCAUAUGUGUGUUAUGCAAGUUUAAUAGAGCAAAGUGCUCCGUCCCAAUGUUUAAUUAACUUGUCGGGAGUGUUAUAUCAUGUGUGAUAUGGAAUACAACUGUACCCCGAAACAUGAGUGUAGUGAACCAUGACUGGCAGCUGAAUAACCUAAAAUGUGAAAAUACGUAAUUGGAAGGACUUCUAUUUUAAGCGUGCAAAUAUUCCGUAUUAGAGUCUGGAAUCCUGCAUAGUGCUUUAAAUAGUAUGUGCGUUCUUGGGUAAAUGUAACUAAAUGCCUAUGUAGGCAGUGAUGCAGGAAUGAUUUUAUCAUAGCAAGCAUGCGUUGUAAGGAAGUGUUAUUGUGUAAUUAUAGUGGGAAUGUUAUGAGGGGAAUAACCAUAUGUCUGAAAAGCCUGUAGUAUACCGUUUGACAGAUAAGAGUCAGUAUAAAAGCGAAAAUGCUGUAGUUAGUUUGUUUGCUUAAGAAGUGAAAUAAAGUCUGAGAAGCCUGUAGUAUACCGAUUGACCGGCAGGGGUCAGCAUGUAGGCGAAAAUGCAGUGGUUCGUUGGUUUGUACAUGAAAUGCAAUAAUAUCUGAGAAGCCUGUAGUACACUGAAUGACUGGUAGGGGUCAGUGUGUAGGCGCAAAUGCAGUGGUUCGUUGGUUUGUACAUGAAAUGCAAUAUUAUCUGAGAAGCCUGUAGUACACUGAAUGACUGGUAGGGGUCAGUGUGUAGGCGCAAAUGCAGUGGUUGGUUGGUUUGUACAUGAAAUGCAAUAUUAUCUGAGAAGCCUGUAGUACACCAAAAGACCGGUAGGGGUCAGUGUGUAGGCGAAAAAUUGUAUUUCGUUUGUAGUUCUAACCAAACAGAUUUUAACCCAAUAGAUUUUAACUAAAACAGAUUUUAAACAACAGAUUUUAACAUAAACAGCUAGGUGAGUAUAAGGUAACGAAAUAACCGUGCAAAACGAAAGGAAACCGUAAAGUGAGGACCCGUGCUGUGCUGAACGCCGUGGGAACUAAUCCUGGUGUGACAGGUGGGUCAACUUACGGUUUGAGAGUCCCUGAGACCCCAAAUGCAAUGCUGACCAGAGAGAAAGCCACUAGAUUAACGGAAAGCCCUGCUGCAGGAUUCCUGGACACAGCUUGGAGUAGGAGACCUCUUGGAGCAAAGGUGAAACCAAAAUGGCAUCUUGUAUGACCUGGAAGUGGAUCUCAUGCAAAUGCUGACCUCGAACAGGCUAUUCGUCUGACCAACAAAGGUAAGUAGGGAAAGGGGGGAGUCCCUUUUAUAGGUCUAUAGCCCCUCCCACAAUUUCAGGCCAUGCCUUACAAUAUAUGUGUGUGUGUGUAUAUAUAUAUAUGUAUAUGUAUGUAUGUGUAUAUAUAUAUAUAUAUAUGUAUAUGUAUGUAUGUAUAUGUGUGUGUGUGUGUAUAUAUAUAUAUAUAUAUAUAUAUAUAUAUGUAUAUUAUACCAGGGAAUUAACUUUUAUUGUAUUAUCUAACAGUGUAAAUAAUAAACAGAAUACAAAUAAUUAAGCGGUAGUAAAUAAUGGGCUCCAAUACCACACUUAAGGUGUUUCUCCUGACAGGGCUUUUUCAGAAGUGAAAUAAGUCCUGUAAUAUUCAAGUUUAUAUAGGUGGCAAUUAAUCACUCAGUGAAAUCAGAUGUCCAUUGGGAGCGUGCUGAUCUACUUCCUGUAUUUCUUCGUGUUGCCCUGAAGUGAUGAGUAGCAACUCCCUUGAGUUUUCUAUAGACGCAGGGCGCUGUCGGACUUCUUGCUUAUAGUGUUCUAUUUGGCAUAUGCAUGUAACGGGGAAGCACUGAGGGUGCCGUCGUGGCAAGCAUUCUGGGGCUUCUAGUGUCUGGUUCAGUAUAUACACGUCACAGGAAGUGAUGUAGUUCAUCCCAACAGGAAAUGUCCAGUUUACCAUAUUGGUUAAUGCCAAUCACAUGAAGAUAUACACACAAAUAUAAAACAUUCAUCGAUAAUACAAAGAAAUUACCCUUUUAGGAGAAUACAAUUAAAAGAGUAAUAUUAGCAAGUAGAUUUACUUAUAUAGUUAUAAUAUUUAGUUAUCUUAAAUUAAAAGUUAUUAUUUAAAUAGUACUACAAAUAUGUUAAGACCAUUGUAUAAUGAACAGACUGCAAAAUAGAUUCUAAAGGUUUAACAUGAUGGUAUUCAUGUUAAAACUAAAAUGGAAGUUCUGGUUGGGAAUAUCAGCUGACUUAAUGGUAAGUUGAAGACUGGAAACAGAGUGGGCAUCUGGGGGAGCAAAGUAGGUAUCAAACUGUUCACAAAAGGUUUGAUCCUUUAACGUGCCAAGGAACUCCUUUCACCAUAACAACUAUCAAGGACUCUUCUGGCUAUAGUACUUGGAGCAGGGCUUGACAAAACCCAGACGCCAUGGUGACUAGGAAUUUUGUCCUGGCGCCUAGGUGUUUGUUAGCCGUUUAGUUCAUGCUCAGUGACGAUGGAGGUGGCGGCGAAGGAUAUGACCUCUUUGUAGCUGAGCUCCAGUACUCCAACCGAGUACUUCUGCCAAGUCUGCUUCCUCGUAGAUAUCAGGGACACUGGAGCACUUUUAGACCUAGUCGACGUGGAUGGCUGGGAUCACUGAGGGUCUUUUCCACACUGGACCAAACACCAGACAACACAUGGUGAAGGUUAAACAGCAACUCUUUAAUAACCACAGCACACAUUUUUAAGCCCCCAACAAGCUCAUUUACAUACAAUAGGUUGAUAAGAGCACUACAGUACAAGGAAAGGUAGGGUCAGACAAUAGCAAGGGCUGAUGGGAGAUUGAGGGACAGGGCAGCUAGUUCAAACUGGCUGAGAGUGUCCCAUGGACAAAGCCCUGCUGGGUAAACAAUAGGACAGGAAAAAGGGGGAGGAGGAGAGGCACAGACAAGUAAUACAUUCAGCAUACCCUGAACCAAUAGUGGGCACAGGGUGACCAAAACACAAAAGGAAUCUGGGGACUCACACAUGGUAUCUGUCUUCCAUCCCCAGUGAUGGUGACUACCAUCACACUCUUCCUGCUCUUUCUCUUUUACCUUGCGCGCCCUGAUGUGAGGACAGUAGCUGCAAUAUGAUGUCACUGGGCCAGUCAUCACCAAAUGGCGCGUGAGGGAGCAAAACAAGAAGAGCAGGGAGAUAAUGUGCAGCCCCACCGGAAAAAGGAUAGGGAGGCUGGGCAGACUUAAAGUAAAUGCGUGUGAGUAGGUCAGUAACUCUGCGUGAGUGUCUGUUUAAGUGACUGUGUUUUUACUCUUUUUUUUUCCCCACACUGUGCUGCUCUCACCACGACUGCCCUCGCCUCCAUGGCUGAGAUAAUUCAAUUAUUUCCAAAGCAUUGGGAGGCUAUUGUACAUGUGUAUCAAAAUGCCACACUGCCCCAAUUAGUAAAAUAGAUGUUUUCAAUCAAUGCAUGUCUAUGGGGAACAUUUCAGCGCCUCAAUGCAGUGUGUGGAGAUGCUGAAUGUUGGUGCUGCACAUUGUGCAUUACUGGACAAGGAAGCACCUGUAGUAGCAUUGUGAGUGAAUGUCACUAAAAGGAAGUGUUUACAUUGAAAAUCCUGUAGGGACCUGCUAUAGACAUCAGAACCACUACAUAAAGUUGUAGUGGUCCUGGUAAUUAUAGUGUACCUUUAAGAAUUGAAAACAAAACCCUAUUGGCUUUAAAAAAUAAAUAAAAUAAAAAAACUGGCUCAUAACUCAUGCUAAUACUGUAUAUAUAUUUUUUUUCCAUCUCCUUCUAAGUGGUUCUAAUAUGCGCUUUAUUUUACAGGAACUAAUUUUACAUUCUUUCCCUUAUGUACCCAAGCUGAAUGUUGUUGUCAUAACGGUUCUUCUGUGUUGUUCUACAAUAAGGUUUAUGAAUUUCUUAUCACAAUAGGCUAUCCCCCAUACUAUGUUCCCCCUGAGAUCUUCAACUUCGAGACAUCUUCCAAGAUUAAACUCUUUGGUAUGGUUUAUAAACCACACAACCUCAGCCCAGGAGCAAAGCACCCAACUGUAUUGUUUGUCUACGGUGGUCCACAGGUGAGAGAAAAGAUGUUUCAUUUUUUUUAUUAUCUUUUUAAUCUUCUCGUUUUUUUUUUUUGUUUUUUUUUUACCUGUGAGAGUUUGCAUUUAACCUCUAAAGCCAAUAAAUAUAACUUCCCAAAAUUCACAUUUGAAAUUUUAAUAACUGCACUGAAUGUUUGUUUUUUGUCAUUUUCUCUUUGCUAGUAUUGCAUAGAAAAAAUGUGUCUGUGUAGAUAACGCAAGCUUGAGUUGUUUCCAGCUACAAAUUGUCGUGUCUUAAUUAGACCUCAACAAAACUGUUCACAAAUCAACCUAAACGAUUAUCUACAGUUGUGUUUAAAAGUUUACAUACCCUGGCAGAAAUAUUAAAGUUUGGCAUUGAUUUUGAAAAUAUAACUGAUCAUGCAAAAAUAAUAUCAGUGAUUAGUCUGUGUCUACAACUGAAUUGGAUCUUAAAGGGACACUCCAGGCACCCAGACCACUUCUGCCCAUUGGAGUGGUCUGGGUGCCAACUCCCACUACUCUUAACCCUGCAAGUGUAAUUAUUGCAGUUUUUUAUAAACCGCAAUAAUUACCGUGCAGGGUUAACUCCACCUCUAGUGGCUGUCUGCUAGACAGCUGCUAGAGGGCACUUCCUGGUUCCUAGCACAGGAAACCUGUGCUAGAGUGUGGCUGGACGUCCUCACGCUGUGUGAGGACCUCCAGCGUCGCUCAUUUCCCCAUAGGAAAGCAUUGAAAUGCAUUUUCAAUGCUUUCCUAUGGGAAGCGCUAAUGCGCGCCGCGCAUGCGCAUUAGGUCUCCCUGGCCGGUGGGCGGGAUCAGUCUCGCCCACCGGCCAACGCAGUCAGAAAGAGGCGCGGAGGGAGAAGCAGCGACGUGGGACAUCGUCGCUUCCUCAGGAAGUUACUGAAAGUGUUUUCACCCCUUCAGCAACCGGGGAUUGGGGGGUGGGAGGGAGAGGGAACCUGCAGUGCCAGGAUAGCGGAUUGUUUUCCUGGCACUGGAGUUUCCCUUUAAGCGAAGGGGAUAUUCUAGUAAAUCGUAGAAGGGGUAGAGAGAAUCCUAUAGAAUGAAGUUAUAGUAAGAUUUAAUUGAGGUAAAAAUAUCUCUUAUAACCCAUAUAAUGGAAAAAAUUACUAUAUUUACCCCAUGGGGAUAGUAAACAAUUAUUCACCAAACUGGUAUUUGUGGCAGUAAGUAGCAGCACACCCCAAAUUGAAUAUUGAAUCAACCGGGCAGCUAGCUUUUUAGAAAUUUAAACUUUAAUAGAUGUUGCACCAAUUGUAAUACCCUCGUGAGUGAUUAUACAUUCAUCAGAUGUCCAAACUAAAAGGAUAGUACAAACUAAUGUGCACCACUGUGGAGGUGCAUAUAGGUAAUAACCAAGCCAAAAGUUGGGUUGGGGUCUGGUGGUAUAAUAACUAAUUUCCAGAAUUGGUCAGAAAUCGGAGAUGGCAACUGUCAUCUCAGGAUUUAAUCUAGGCAGCCAGAGCAACCAAGACAGAACACCCUUAGUCCCCAAAAAAAAAGAGCUGAUAUUUAAAUAGUAUUGUAGACGUCUGUGAGAGUAGAAAAUAAUUGCAUUCAAUUGCUGAGUAAUGGAGACCGGUAAGUCUCUCAAAGGGAACCCUCCUCGUAUAAGGCUAUAGGAGAUUUGGGGUAAAGGGUAUCCCUAGACGGAAACAACCAAACUAACAUUAAGCUAGUUCUGAAGGGCUAGUCUUCCUGUCACUGCGAAUGACUUCUUUUUAGGACCACCGCUGUCUUUCAUUUUUUCCUCCCCCUUCGAGGGGUUGGAUUGGGGAGCACUCUUUUGCUGAGUAUCUUCAGUACUAUUCACUCCACUUAUUCAAGGUGUACAUUUAAGUGGGUACUAAGCAGCAGUGAAUGACAGCUGGAUGGCAUUCAUUCAGUGGUUGAGUGAUCUCCGCUAACGAAUGACUCCCUGUGACAGGAUUAACAUUAGCAAGUCCGGAACUUUGGCAGCAAGGUAAAUAUCUUGGUAUGUGCAGCAUUUCAGUAUGAAAUAGUCCUUGAACCAAGAACACUGAAAUUAACUUGGUGCUUUGAGUAAUCCUUUAAUACUAUGUUUAUUACUUAUAUACGGUAAUUAAAAAAGGCAUUUGGUUUUUAAAAUCACUAGAAUUCUACUUGAUGCUGCGCCACCCCAUUUAUGCCUUGUACAAAUGUCCUUGAUGUGCUGGGCAGUGAGCAAUCAAAUGCUUCUCAUAGAGAAGCAUUAUAGACACCAUGAGCGCUUACUCAGAUAAAGGUUUAGUGAAUCUAUUGCGAAUACAUAAUAUUCACAGUAAUGUGGUGGAAUUGGUUGCGAAAAUGUAGUUUUCCAGUGAUGGACAUGGCUGGAAGAAUUCUUUUUUUUAUUUUAUUUUUUGUGGGUGGGGGUUGGGUUCUUCUUCCUUUGAAACAUUAAUUUAUUAUUUCUUCAGUACUUUUUCCUAAAGUAUGAAUGAGGGCUGUGUGAGUCGCAGCCAAGGGGAGGUGUGGCUAGGGCUGCAGAAACAGACAUUUCUUGCUGAUAUUUUCAAAUUGUGUAUAAAUAUAGCUUGCAUUGUAUUUGUCAACCCCUUAGAAGUUAAAAAUGUUUUGUUCUAUGUGAUUGACCCUUAUUGUUAAGUUGGCACUCUGUGUAGUGGUGUGUUUUUUUUUUUUGUUUUUUUUUAUUUCUUUUAUUAUUUAUUUUUUAUUAUUACUAUUGUAAUUUGCAAGUUACUGGAACUGACUACAACUGAUCAGUGUGCCAUGAUUUUAUGGCAUUAAUAUAUUUUAAUGCUAAAUCCUUUGCAGAUAUGCUUUUUGUUAAAGCUCUCGACAUUCAGAUCAAACCACAUUAUAAUACGAGUUGAAUGAAUGAACUCUGUUGGUGAAAUGCUGUAAAUAAUUUAACACGUUUCACAAGUAAAUCUCUCUUUUCUUUUAGGUGCAAUUGGUGAAUAACUCCUUUAAGGGAAUUAAGUACUUGCGGUUGAACACUCUAGCACACCUUGGAUAUGCAGUAGUUGUGAUCGAUGGUCGAGGUUCAAGUCACAGAGGGCUGACUUUUGAAGGAGCUAUCAAAAACAGAAUGGUUAGAGCAAUUUUACCACGACAACGUUUCUUUUUAUCUAUCUUCUUGCCUGUGUACUUUUCCUCCAUUACCCAUUUUUUACUGUGCCCAUCAGGGUCAAGUUGAGAUUCAAGACCAAGUGGAAGGUUUGAAUUAUGUUGCAGAGAAGUAUGGAUUUGUGGAUCUGGAACGUGUAGCAAUUCAUGGCUGGUCAUAUGGAGGCUAUUUAUCUCUCAUGGGUAUUAUCCAGAGACCAGAUGUUUUCAAGGUGAGUGUGUAGCUUGUGUCUGGAGUUAGAUUAAUUAGCAACGUGAGAGAGAUCUUUCAUGGCAGUCUAGAUGUGCUUUAAAGGACAGGACUGUGACGUUCGAACAACACAGAAGUCUCUGAUUACUUGUAGUCAGGAAAAGCUUUGGUAAGUGACCUCUCAUAACUGGCUAGGCAAUACUUUCAAUCAAGAAUAUCCAUUCAAUAAUAUGGUAACAGGAUAGACGGUUCUCCAACGGAACGGACAUUUUAAAAAAUUAGUUCUGAUAGGAACAAUAAUGCUGGUGACGGCAAUAACGUUCACCGGAUACACCACCACUGCAAGGCAUCUUCACAAGGGAAAUUUCUUGCAGUACAUAGGAAUGGUGUAUGAUGUUGCAUCUCACUACAUUGUAACACUGCUUCUUUAAAUCAUUAACUGACCUUGCACACUUGAGGUAAUGAAAGAGCAGUAUGUCACUUGGAAGGUCAUCCACACAUUGUAGCACCAGAGAUGCCCCAAAUAUGCCGAAUAGACAGUGGGGUGGCUAAGGAGACUGGAAGAAGGAAUGGAUGAGUGGGUUUAGUUGGGUUGUAUUAUUGCGCGAAACAAAUGAAAUUAUAUUGAACACGUUUUUAUAUUGAUAUACUUUUAAAUUCUGCGGGAAAAGGUCACAUAAUGGAUACUGUUACGCCUAGCUUGAUGUAAGUUAUGGAAAUCUUCUUUAGGUUGCCAUUGCGGGUGCUCCAGUUACUUUGUGGAUGGCAUAUGACACAGGGUAUACAGAACGAUAUAUGGACACACCAGAAAAUAACCAGACUGGUUAUGAUGCAGGAUCCGCAGCGUUACUUGUGGACAAACUUCCCAAUGAGUAAGCAUCUAGACCAUGUCACAAUCUCUUGAUCUCCAUUUUUAUUUUAUUUUUUUAUUUUUUAAUGUUUUAUUUUUACUUUAAAUUUUAUUACAUUCUAACAGGCCUCAUCGUCUCCUAAUCCUUCAUGGUUUCCUGGAUGAGAAUGUACACUUUUUUCACACAAAUUUCCUUGUGUCCCAGCUGAUUCGAGCAGGAAAACCAUACCAGUUACAGGUACCAUUACGUUUUCAGUAGUGUUACACUGUAUGUCUGAAAAGGUCCAUUAAAGGAACUCAUAUUUCAAAAACUGCUUUAUCUUAAGGAAAUGGUUUUGUGUCUUUUAUUGGGAAAUUGUAAAAACACUGCAGUUUCUUAAAGUAUUAACAUUUAUCUGAUAGAACGCCCCUUGUGGCUGUCAGGCUAAUGGACACUGGGGGUUCUUUCUCAUGAAAACCUUUGAAAAUCAGUUAAACCUCAUCAUAGCAUGAACAGAACACACUUAAUUCUUCUCAUUGGAUUCAAUCCUUCUCCAUCUGAUUGAGCUAGACAAUUGCUGUGUAUGUGCCCUCUGUCCCUAAUGCUCCUGUAGGAGAAACAUUGGAUUGGACUUUAGUUAUCAUUACUAAAGUCCUCUUUUUAGGCUUGAUACUGGCUCCGUAUUGAAUUAAAUAUGAGUUUAAUAAAGAUUUUUAACUUUUUUAAUUUAAAAAAGAAAAAGUGUGGGGUGGGGUAUGCAGGAAAUGCUAACAUUAAAAUUAAAUAACCACACCACUCCGAAACUCCUAAUAACUGCUCCUUUAACUGCUUCAUAGCUGAGGUUACCGCACCCACCUUUCUUUGCAUUUGCAGAAGCAUUCUUAUUAUUUUUGCUGCAAUUCCAUAUCUGUUUAUGGAGUGCACCAUGCAUGUUAUGUAUUCUAAUUUUUUUUAAUUUAUAUAGCACCAGCAAAUUCCAUACCGCUCUACAAUGGGAAUGGGAAUAUUGGUUUUUCAAGUGCAGAAUAUGCAUUUUUAUGUCCUUUUAUGUAUAUUAAAAAAAAAAAAAAAAUAGAUUAGCUUUGUAAGAUCUUUGAAAAGGAAGAAAUCUAAACCGUUUCACUUAUAACUUUUUAAAAUUUAGUAGAAAUAUCUUGGGUAAAAAUUGGUUGUCAUUACUGAUUGUAAGAGUCUCUUGUCCCAUACCACUUUGAGCUUUAUUAUGUGGAUUGUUUUAAGAUUUUUUUUGUCUUUCCAUAGGCAAUUUAACAAAAAAAAAAUUCGGAUCCACUUUAAUGUAAUAUCUUUAAUUCUCCUUUUUAUUUAAAUCAAUUUUUUUUUUCUUUGUGAAUAUCAUAAUUCUGAUGUGACCCAAUGCAGAAAACUCAUUUGUCAGCUACAUAGUUCUGAUAUUGCCUCUCGGGUUAUAUCACAUGGAGUGUUGCAUAUUUCCACGAGGCAAUUUAAAGGGUCAAUUCAGGAUGGAUGGAGCCCACAUUUAAACGGACAUUAUAGUCACUCACACCACUUUGUCUCAGUUUAGUGGUCUGGGUGCCAUGGCCCUUUCCUUUUAACCCUGCAAUGUACUUGGUAAGUGUGAUCAAGCAGUAAUAGAUCUAAGCCUAUCCACAAAUUAGAUUCAAACUGUAAUCUUAGUCUAACACUCAUGAAUCACAUAUUGACUUCUGUCAUUAACCCUUGGAUGUGAUUGUGAUUGUUUCCCAUAGUGAUUGCAUUUCUUUGAGAGCCAAUCAUUGACUAUUUCUGGACUGCCUGAUUUGCAGAAAACAUAGGACCACAAUUGCUGCCUUAUUGCUGAAGCAUGUGACUGCUGCGAUAGUCUCCUGAAGUGAUUACAAGAGUGGUACAGCCUACGAUGGCAUAAGGCACCCAGCAGUAGCUUGGUACACUCUAGGAUUGGCUUUUGCCAGAGCUUCCAGUCAUUUGAUACUACUUUUUAAUAUCAAAAGGCAAGCAAUAAUCAGACAGUGACUCAGGUGGACUAUUAAUGGAAUCACUAGUCUAUAGAUCUGCUGACCCAGGGCAUUUAAACCAAGGGACUUACAGGUUGUGUAUGAACUUGGUGGCAAUGAUGAGUCCAUGCCUCACUUGUUUGGAGAUUAAAGAGCAUGAAAGGUUUGUUCUUACUGCUGUCAGUUCAGUCAAUUGCUUAAUGGUGUGUGUUUUGUUUUUUUCUUCUUACAGAUUUACCCAAAUGAAAGGCAUAGUAUUCGCUGCCCUGAGUCUGGAGAGCAUUAUGAGAUAACCUUAUUGCAUUUCUUGCAAGAACAUUUGUGAGAGCAUAUAAAGUUGCAAGGACAUGUGACCUGCAGUUUACAAGACCGAAGCCAGUGACCUAGCUGGAACAGAAAUGUUAAAAUGGUACCCUGCAAGAAGAAAGGCUGAUUGCUUAGCUGUGAGAGAAGAAACAUAUUGAUGGGAAUCGUCGAGCCACAAAGUACAGAAUAUUGUAUUCGAUGUUCAAAAAUAAGAGUGACCAAGGAAGAUACAUACAGAAAGUAAGACCAUAAACAGGAAGAAAAGUCUACAAACUGAGGACCUCGAACCUGGAAUUGCUCUGAAUGUGUUUUUUGUUUUUCUUAAAUCUUGUUUUUGAGGGAUGCAUGCAUACUUGACCCUAGGCUAUGUGAACAAUACAAAGAGGAUGACAAUGUUUAUUUGGGCAUGUCUACAACAUGUUUUUUGUUUUUUUUAGACAUCUGUUCAAGGACUGAACUGCUUUAUCUUAUCCUCUCACUGCAUUUCAUGCCUGUCCCAUAACUGGAUGAGUCUCUGUAGGUUGGAUUAUGCCAGAAAUUGCUGUGUAUUCCCCCACCCCCCUAUCUGCUCUCAGGACCAGUCAUCAUGUUCUUUCCCAACACACUGACUUAUUUUUCCCCAUCUAUUUAACUUUUGAUCACCAAACUGAACUGACUUUCAGAGCAUUAUAUGGUCUACUAACAGAAUAGUUCUGUUUACCUGCUGGCAACUGCCUCAGUCCUAUGCAGUGUGCAUACACAAUACCCCAUGUAUUUUAACUACUUAUUGUGAAAGGUAAUAUUUUUAUUGAUUCUUACUCUUUUGUAACUGGCGACUGUUACAAAUAAUUAAAUAUUAGGAUUUAUUUGUGCUGCCUAUACUCGUAUGCUUGUGUUCCACCAAGCUUUAUGUGCAACUAGUGUUUUAGUGAAUUAUCAAAUUUAGACCAAUCUGGAAGCAUAGCGGAAUUUCUCUAGUUAAGCAAUUUCUGCCAUAAAUUUGAAAUUAAUUAUUUCCUUUUUUAAAUUUGAAAUUAACUUUGAAUUCUCACUUUAGUGAAUAUGCACUGUUGAUGCCAGACUGAAGACUAGGAGUCCUUUUGUAAAAGCUCAGCAAAUUUUAGAAGAGACCUGUGAUAUUUGUUGCAAACACCUCGGAAAAUCACAGGGUGGUUCUGCUUUUAUGAAACACACAGCCUAUUAACUGGUUAAACCAAGAAACCAGAAGGGUUCAUGUGCCUCCUGCUUUUAUAUCAAUUUUGUUAUCAAUCAAAAUUAUAACAAUUUUGAGAAUUUGGCUAUCUUUUACUUUGUCUUAUUUGUAAAAAUUUACCUAUAGAAGUCUAUCUCUUUUUUAAACAGGCAGACAGGGUUUUCUUUUGAUACCUUUCAUAUAUGUGUCAUCUUUUACUAUGAAUAAAAAA